GCCGCCAAGGGUCUUUGGCAUCCCGGUGCCACCAACACGGAAGGUCUGAUCUUUCUGGUCCAAAGAAAUUGCUGGUUGGCUUCGGUCUCCACAGAGUAAGGACCUACGCCUCCCACUGUCAACCAUGAUGCUGCACAUCCGGCCUCAGCCACUCAAACCCCAGUACCCAGCAUCCUACUUGGUUCUAUGAGAAAACAGCUUCAGAUUCUACACAAGGGAGGAAACCUGAAGAAGAAUGGCCAGCUCUAAUUCUCAAGACAUGGUCUGUGGGUCAGUGACAUUUAGGGAUGUGGCUGUUGACUUCUCUCAGGAAGAGUGGGCCUGCCUGGAUGCUACUCAGAAGGUCUUAUACAGGGACAUAAUGUUGGAGACCUACAGCAACCUCAUUGCAGUGGUGGGAAGUUGCAUUUCCAAGCCAGAUCUGAUCGUCUUACUAGAGCAGGAGAAAGAGCUCUGGAUGGCUGUGAAGGAAGAAACAGACAGGUUGAGCCCAGAUUUGGAAUCAGAUUAUGAAGCUCAACAAAUAUCUCCAGACAACCACAUAUAUACUAUAAAUUUACCCAAACAGACCAUAAAGCAUAUAAGUGAAACUUUUGAACUCAAGGGCUCCAGUUUUAGUAAUGGCCACAGCUAUAGUACAUUCACGGGACUACAGGGUUGUCAAGGAGAUGUUGAUCAAAAGAUUAGUAACAAGGAAAAAAUGCUCACUUAUACCUGCCACACUCUAACUCACAAUACAGACAAUGAAUAUGAAUGUAAAGAGUAUGGGAAGUACUUUGGUUGUAGGUCAACUCUUAUACAGCAUCAUAGUGUUCACACUGGAGAGAAGCCCUAUGAAUGUAAGGAUUGUGGGAAGGCCUUCAGAUUACAACAGCAUCUUACAAGACAUCAGAAAGCUCACAGUGGUGAGAGACCUUUUGAAUGUAAUGAAUGUGGUAAAUUUUUCAAGCAUGGCUCCAGCCUUGUUCAACAUAAGAUUAUUCAUGCUGGUGUGAAACCAUAUGAAUGUAAUGAAUGUGGGAAAGCCUUUAAUCGGCGCUCAAACUUCAUGCGACAUCAGAAAGUUCAUUAUGACAAGAAACCCUUUCAGUGUAAAGAAUGUGGCAGUGCCUUCACUGUUCUAGCACAGCUCAUCACUCAGCCUCAGAACAUUCAUAAUGGAAAGAAAUCAUUUGAGUGUAAACAGUGUGGAAAGAUAUUCAGUAAUGGUUCCUACCAUAUCCAACACCAGAGUAUUCAUUCCAGUGAGAAAGCCUUUGGGUGUCAUGUAUGUGGGAAGGCUUUUAGGCUUCAGGUAUACCUUUCUGAGCAUCAGAAAACUCACACUGAUGAGAAGCCUUUCAAGUGUAAUCUGUGUGGGUCAGUCUUCAGACGUAAGUACCACCUUACUGAACAUCAGAGAAUCCAUACUGAUGUGAAACUAUAUCAGUGCAAGGAAUGCGGGAAAUUAUUUCGUCGACGCUCAAAUUUUAUGGAACAUCAGAGUAUUCACACUAAUGUGAAACCUUUUAAGUGUGAGCUGUGUGGGUCAGCCUUCAGACUUCAAUCACUACUUAGUCAACAUCAGAGAAUUCAUACUGAUGAGAAACCAUACCAGUGCAAGGAAUGUGGGAAAUUCUUUCGUCGAAGGUCAAAUUUUACUGAGCAUCUGAGUAUUCACACUAACGUGAAACCUUUCAAGUGUGAGCUGUGUGGGUCAGCCUUCAGACUUCAGUCCCUACUUAAUCAACAUCAGAGAAUUCAUACUGGUGAAAAACCAUACCAGUGCAAGGAAUGUGGGAAAUUCUUUCGUAGAAGUUCAAAUUUUACUGAACAUCGGAGUAUUCACACUAAUGUGAAACCUUUCAAGUGUGAGCUGUGUGGGUCAGCCUUCAGACUUCAGUCCUUACUUAGUCAACAUCAGAGAAUUCAUACUGGUGAAAAACCAUACCAAUGCAAGGAAUGUGGGAAAUUCUUUCGUCGAAGAUCAAAUUUUACUGAGCAUCUGAGUAUUCAUACUAAUGUAAAACCUUUCAAGUGUGAGCUGUGUGGGUCAGACUUCAGACUUCAGUCCCUACUUAAUCAACAUCAGAGAAUUCAUACUGGUGAAAAACCGUAUCAGUGCAAGGAAUGUGGGAAAUUCUUUCGUAGAAGUUCAAAUUUUACUGAGCACCUGAGUAUUCACACUGGAAAGAAACCCUUCGAUUGUAAUAAAUGUGGAAAAGUCUUUAGACUUAAUAUACAUCUUAUUCGCCACCAGAGAUUUCAUAAUGGUGAGAAGGUAAAGAGUGUGGAGAGGCCUUUCAUCUUAAGAGCCAUAAAAUAAUUUAUUCAGGUCAGAAAUGUUUGAAUGCAAGGAAUGUGGGAAGUCCUUCAAGCUUGUUUUCACUCUUGUUUGGCAUAGGGUUAUUCAUGCUGCUGUGAAACAAUAUGAAUGUAAUGAGUGUGGGAAAACCUUUAAUUGUUCAAAUCUCAUGCAACAUCAGAAAAUUGACUCUGAUGAGAGACUCAUUUAGUGUAAGGACUGUGAAAAGGCCUUCACUGUUCUGGCUCAGCUUACUAGGCACCAGAACAUUCAUGCUGGAAAGAAGUCCUUUGAAUGUGAGUAGUGCUGGUCAGCCUUCAGACUUAGUGCCAACUUAUUCAAUCUCAGAGAAUUCAUACUGAUGUGCAUCCCUAUCAUUGCAAGGAAUGUGGAAAAGCUUUGUUAGUGGUCCAAGUCUUAGAAUUCAUGAGAGAACUCACAGUUGUGAUUCACACUCAUGAGAGACCUUAUCAGUGUUAAGAAUGUAUAAAGGCCUUUAGUCAAAAAUGAAGCUGGUUGGGCUCUAGAGUUCAUAUUAGUAGAAGCCUUAUGAAUAUAAAGAAUGUGAAAAGGCCUUUAGCAAUAAUUCUAAGCUACCUGUAUAUUAGAAAACUUAUACUGGUGAGAAACCCUAUGAAUAUAAGAAGUAUGGGAAAACAUUUAGAAUUAGUUCAUCCUCCCAUGCACAUUGGAGAAUUCAUACCAGUGUAAAACCUUGUCACUGUAAAGAAUGUGGAAAUAACUUCAAUUGGAGAUCAAGUCUUCUUCAACAUAAAAGAAUCCAUGCUGGUGUGAAACCUUUUGAAUACAAGGAAUGUAGAAACAUAACAGAAAUAGCAAAGCUCUUAAAGCUCUUCAGAGAGGACAGGUAGAUCUGAAACCCUAUAAAUGCAAAGGCUGUGAAAGCCCUUAUUGUCAAUGAUGAGCUUACACAAUAUCAGAAAAUCCAUGAUCAUCAGGAGUCCUGUGCAUGUAAGGAAUGUGGACAAGCCUUUGUAUGAAAAUUUCACUGAAGAUCAGAGCACUCAUAUUCUUAAGUCUAUGACUGAAAAGAUUGUGGGAAGAACUUUAGGAUGCCUUUUGGUUUGGUCAACGUCAUAGUAUUCAUAUAUUCCUAGUGGGACAAACCCUUUGAAAAUGUGAAUGUGGGAAGUCUAUUCAGAGGAAGUACUCUGUUGAGAAUGUCUUUAAAUGUCAUAAAUACAGGGGAGCCAGCAUUAUUUUGAUUUACUCUCUUGUUAGUUGUAUAAUCUUAAUUUAUCAAUCAUUAGUCAGCCAGGACAGUCAACUUAGGGAGGGCAGUUAUUGGAACUAGGUUUACCUGCGAUGACUUCAUUGUCACCAUUCACAUCCCACUGCUCUUGUGAUAUUAGACUGGAUGUUUACUUUGUUUUUGUAUAAUUUGUUAAUGGCUAGCACAGCACCAGCCAAAGCUGUAACAACAGAGUUAUAAUAGAUAAUAAAAUCCUUGCGAGUAUUUGGUCAGUACUCAUGUUCUGUAAAGUGGCCUCUACAGUGUUCUUGCUUUCAUCAACAUUACUGCAACUCUUAUGAAAAGAUAAUUGUACUUUAGAUGGUUUAGGAAAGCCACGUGCAUUCAUUCAUUGUUAAAUUUUAAAUAACUUCAUUCUGGGUACAUCUAAUAAAUGAAGGAACAUUAAAGGAUUUGAAUUGUGAGUCCAUUAAAUAUUUGUGUAGAGAUUUUAAAAAUACAGUCAUUGAUGAAUAAGUACUUUCUAAGGGGUUAAACCAUUUUUAAAAAUUAAAACUGAUUAUUUUUGCCCUCUGCCCACAUCUGAAGAUAAACUACACAUUUGUGAUAAGACAAGGAAGUCUACAGGAUCCUCCAUCUCUUAGUCUUGCUGAGGUCAUUUCAGGUUUGGCUAGAAUUUCCUUGAUGGAGAAUCUCAUGGAAUAUUACCCAACUCUGUUCUAGGAUAUGGAGGUCAAAAUGUCUCUGAUAAUUUAUCCUGGCAUAUGUUAAAUGGCCUGUGUCCAGCUACCUGCUUAUCUUGGCUUCUUUUAAACUUCCUGCUUGGACAAAAGCUCCCCCUGCAGCUGUUGAGCAAGGUAAUAGAAUGUGGGUUUUGCUCUAAAUGCUUGGAGGUAUACUUGGGUCCCAAAUAACUGAAUGUACUCAGAGCUGGCUGGAGUUAUUUUUCAGUUGGCCAUAUACUGUCUGAGUGGUGUUCUCAUAACAACCAAAAUAGCCAAAUUGAAACUACUUAGAAAAAUACAUGUAUGAAGUUUUCUAUGCUUAUGGGAAACUUGAAAUAGUCAAGAACUCACCUCUGUAUCAUUACUUAGAUUUAAAGUUGUUAACAAUUUCUAUGCUGAUUGUAUUUCUCUUUAUAUAUAGGGUAUUUGGGGUUUGUCUUAGGGUUUCAUUGCUGUGAAGAAAUGCCAUGACUGAGGCAACUCUUAAACAGAAAAAUUGGAGCUGGCUUAUAGUUUCAGAGAUUCAGUCUAUUAUCAUCAUAGUGCAAACAUGGCAGUCUCCAGACAAAUAUGGUACUGAAAGGAGGUUUCUACAUCAUAAUCUGAAGGCAGCCAGGAGGAGGAUCUCCUUUGCCCUGGGCAGAGCUUAAGCAUAGGACCUCAUAGACCACAGUCACUUGCUUUGUCCAACAAGGCCACACCUAAUAGUGCCAAUUCCCAUGGGCCAAGCAUAUUCUAACCACAGGACUGUACAUUCAGAAAGUUUUAAGAGUUUGUAUAGUAGUGCAUGCCUUGAUUACAGUAAUUGGAAAUUUGAGGCAGGAGAAUCAAGAGUUGUAUGUAGUAUAGGUAUACAGUGACUUCAUGUCCAGCUUUUGUUUACUAGAGACCCUUUCUUAAAAAAAAAUAGACAUAGCAUUUUGCCCUUUCCUACAUCAGCCAAGAUGGAAUGUCCUCUAUAUCACAGAGUCAUAAUUUUCCUUGAGGAAAUGAUGCAAAUUUUUACAACGUUCAAAAAUUUGUUAUUGGUCUCCAAACUGUCCUGUGUUCAAAUGUAUAUAUCCUAAGAAGAAUCCAAUAUAGAUAAAUGGCCUUUAUCCGACCAUUAUUUAAUGGUGUUUUAUCUGAGAGACUUGUGCAUUGUAGGAGUGCUCUGUCACCCAGCUACAUUCCCAGUCCCUGGCCAUUGUAUCCUCUAUCCAAAGGAAAUUAGGUUCAGAUGAAACAUUUUUAAUAAGACAUUGUAGGUUGUAUGUCUUGUUCACUCCAGAGACCCAAGAGCCAAAGCUUAGCAGAAGACAGCACAAUCUUUCACAGGAAGAGGCUUUUCCUUGCGAGGUGUACCACUUACACUUUGGGCAGCAGGACACUUGGUUUCAAGUCAACUCCCCAAUGGAGCCAGAAUCCAUAGAAAUUUGUCCUUAUAAUCCUCAUCACUGAAUCCCACCCAGCAGAUUCUAGUACCACCUGGCGUCAUGCAGGAAGAAGAACCCCAGAAAGCCAAAAAGAUGGCCAGCUGUAAAUACAACACCUGCCACGUGGCUCCCAUCAGAAAGCUGGCUGAACAUGAAGCUACCUGUGUCAACAGGAGCUCCGUGGAGGAAGAGGACACAUUAGGUCCUCUGCAAGUCAGCCUCCCACUGCCGCAGAACGAGGACACGCUACAGGUCUGUUGGCUUUCCAACCUUGACAUUUGGAAUGUUGACGGCACCAACUGCCACCCAAAGUUCUUCAGAGUUUUGUUCUCCAAAAACUUGUUUGUGAAAGUGACACCCAAGAGUCACGGGGAGGAGACCAAUGCCCAGAAGAUACUCAGACUAGGACCAGGAAGGCAAACUUCUAGCAGGAGGAAGAGGGCUCUCGAAUGCAUGGAUGGAUUGUGCAUCUCAUCUGAAUAAAAACCUGCAAAGUUAAAAAAAUAAAAGUAUGGUUUCAUAGGAACCAAUUGCAAACUCUUAAUGAUUUUCAAAAAUUAAUGGAAGAUAUUAACUGGCUGAGGUCUACAAUUGGGUUAAGUACUUAUGAGUUAAGUAAUUUGUUUCAAAUGAUACAAGGAAAAUUUAAACAGUCCAAAAUGUCUGUCAGCUAAAGUAUAAAGAGUUGACUCUUCUAGAACAAAGACUACAAGAGGCAUAUGUGGAUCAUGUUGAUUCUAAAUGUGAUUGUAUUCUGUUCAUUUUACCUUCAACUCGUUCCCCUACUGUAUUCAUUGUGCAAAGGGAAGAUAGUAUUAUGGAAUGGAUUUUCUUAGAUCAUGAACAAAGUGAAAAAUUGAUGUCAUAUAUUGAAAAGAUUUUUUAAUUAAUUGAACUUACAAAGGAAUU
Messenger RNA from Mus musculus (house mouse), 6546 nucleotides. It is a transcript of the gene Zfp850, whose product is annotated as zinc finger protein 850. Gene Ontology annotation, biological process: regulation of DNA-templated transcription. The transcript has 6 exons. Bases 236 to 2305 code for a protein of 689 amino acids. Gene Ontology annotation, cellular component: nucleus. NCBI's taxonomy places the organism in Eukaryota, Metazoa, Chordata, Mammalia, Rodentia, Muridae. The record is from RefSeq and is marked validated.